AGGAAACAGCUGUUACGUCAUUUUAAGUAUAUAAGACAUAGUCACAUGUAUGCAAAUAUUUCCAGACAAGAUAUUUACCCAAAUGCGGAUGCCCACGAUGAGAUAUUUUCUAUACUAUUAUAUUCUUGUUGUUCAUGGAAACUGGAUUAUCAAUGAUACGGAGAACCAGGUUCAAAAAAUGCGGCAUCGAGACAUGGAACGUCAGGCUAUCGCUGCUAAAUGCUCACCCAAACAGUUUUGUCCUGAAGUCAUGAAUUACAUAAAUAAUAGUCUUGAAAAGGACUGUCAAUUCUAUUACGAAUAUGUAUUAUGUGCUGCAACGAGACGCAGGUUGUGUGUUGAUAUGUACCUUCAAGAAUAUAUAGAUUACGACUGUGCUCCUAAAGCGACGCCACCGAUUCCACCUGAAUGCUAUGAUUCGGCCUCUCUUUCGUCUCCAAAAAUCAUAUUACCAAUUCUUAUUCUACCGAUAUUAGUGUGAUGGAAUUCAAAGUCAACGGAAGAGAAUAUAUUUGACUUCAUAUAUUACUCAACAAGCAAUUCUUAAACUACGGCGAAUACAAAGAGGAAAACUUGUAUCAAUAGACAAAAUAUUAUCAUGAAUUAUUAUUAAUAGCAAUAAUUCCUUCUACUAAAGGCAUUAAUGCCUGAAAUUUGUACUUAAUUUAUCGACCUCGAAAUGCAAAGUCCACCACGGUUGAACCUGAACUCAGAACGUAGUGACGGGCGAAGUUCCACCAAGCAUUUUCCUCCAGCGUACUCACGAUUCUGCCAGGCUGCUGGCUUUUUAUUAACAAGAAUAACAAUUCUUAUAACAUUGAAGAAUAACAAACAUUUUUCUUUCGUAUUUUAUUUGGGCCGUUAUUCACGUUUUUCUCUUCUGUUUUCUACGCUUUAACUUCUCGAAUAUUUACAUCAAGCGCAUGACUUAUGUUCUUCAGUUUGUGACAAAGACGCUAUAUAUUUCUUCGUUUUCAACAUUUGUGUAGAUUUCUAUUGCCGAGAAAAUGAUAGUGAGGACAAACAGCUUUCACAUCAUUUCAAGUAUAUGAGAUAUAUUCACUUCAAUACGAAUAUUCAGAAUGGAAUAUUUCCAAUGCUGGUAUCUAGUCAUUGUUCAUAUUAGUUUGUGGUCAUGCUGGAAUGCUCACUGGCCAAGGCUACAGGAGGAGACUGCUAGAAAGAUCGAGGAACAACGACAGUACUACAAAGCAUUAAAUGAAAUAUUUCAGGUUCACUCAUGUGAGCCAAAAUUACUUUGCCCUGAAACCUUGCAAUAUUACACAGGUAGUCGUGCAGACAACUGUCGAUUCUAUUACGAAUAUGAAUUAUGUGCUGUAAAAAAACGUUGGAUUUGUGCUCAAAAGUAUCUUGAAGAAUAUAAGACCUAUAACUGCGCUCCUACAGCUUCGCCGCAACCCAAAUAUCAUUCUUCAGCCUGUUUUACAUCGCCUUACAGCAUUUUACCAAUUCUCAUUCUACCAAUAUUGGUGUGAAGCAAUUCGAAGUCAGCUGAAAAAAAAUGUAUCUAUUGUGAGACUAUUUAUAAAAAAAUAACCAAUUAA
Molecule: messenger RNA, 1565 nt
Organism: Octopus bimaculoides (California two-spot octopus)
Lineage: Eukaryota; Metazoa; Mollusca; Cephalopoda; Octopoda; Octopodidae
Source: RefSeq, a predicted model, not a curated record